Messenger RNA from Anisakis simplex (herring worm), 375 nucleotides. The record is from the annotation of a GenBank genome assembly. NCBI's taxonomy places the organism in Eukaryota, Metazoa, Nematoda, Chromadorea, Rhabditida, Anisakidae.
AUGGGCCACCGCCCGAUUGGGAAGGGCCGCCACCACCACGAGGCACAGAAGUUUUCGUUGGUAAGUUUGUCUCCAUUUCGCAGCAAAUUACCUCGUGCCAUUUCGGAUGCACAUUUGAUAGAGGUGUUGAGUGGCGUUGGUUCAUUGUAUGAGGUAAGGCAAAUGCUGGAGGCAACCGGUUCGAAUCGUGGAUACUGUUUUGCUAUUUAUCAGUCUCUUGAUGGUGCUAAGCGUGCUUGUAGCGAGCUAAAUGAUUUGGAAAUAGCGCCUGGACGACGCAUCGGUGUGGUGAGGAGUGUUGACAAUCGACGACUUUUUAUCGGUGGAAUACCGCGUGAAAUAAAGUCGGAUCAAAUUUUGGUUAGCGCAUCAUAG